This is a messenger RNA of Prunus mume (Japanese apricot), 1453 nucleotides long. It is a transcript of the gene UVI4, whose product is annotated as uv-b-insensitive 4. Gene Ontology annotation, biological process: regulation of nuclear division; negative regulation of ubiquitin protein ligase activity. Lineage: Eukaryota; Viridiplantae; Streptophyta; Magnoliopsida; Rosales; Rosaceae. Gene Ontology annotation, cellular component: nucleus. The record is from RefSeq and is a predicted model, not a curated record.
UUUGCCCAUUCGCUCUCUCACAAAUCCAAGCUUUCUCUUCUUCUACAUUCAGAGACCCCCCCACUUUACGCUGUCAAACGAAAACGCUCCAAAACCCUAAUUCUCCUCCAGUUUGUGUCGUGAAAUGGCUGAAGCAAGAGAUAGACUCUCAAGGCCGCCUGUUGAUCUCGCAGACACCUAUGCUCAAUGGCUAUCGCGCAAUCGCAGUAUUUACAUAGAUCCGCCAGAGCAGGUUCUUCAGGUUGUUCCAGACUUGUCGAGAACGCCAGCGAGACAGAGAGCCCCAACAGCAUUAGGGUUUGGGGCCACCGGAGUUGUUGGUGGUGGAGGGCUCCUGAGGAGCAGUUUGAGGACUCCGAGGACCGGAAAUGGGCGUGGUCGGAUCCCAUUUGGGUUUACGACACCGGCCAGAGAGAACACGCCGCCGGCCGGGAGUUCUCGCCGGAGAAGGGGCAGAUCCAGUAACAGCGUGUUACCUUCUUGGUACCCAAGAACCCCUCUCCAGGAUAUCAGUGCUGUUGUGAGGGCCAUUGAAAGGAGAAGAGCACGCUUGGUUGAGAACGAUGGCCAACACACUGAGGGUCAAGUUCCACAGGGCCGGAAUAUACUUGAUCAAUAUCUGCUAGUGCCAGGUGCUCAACUUGAGCAUGGUGUUCCUGUUACUCCAUAUUCAGCUGUUCGAACCAAGCAAUGCCCACCUCCUUCCGUUGGUAGAGUGCAGAAAAUUAUAAGGGAGGCCACUAACACUCAGACUGCUGAAGGGGAAUUUCUUACACCACAGAAGAAACUAUUGAACUCAAUUGACACAGUUGAGAAAGUGGUGAUGGAAGAACUUCAGAGGCUGAAGAGGACCCCCAGUGCUAAGAAGGCUGAGAGGGAGAAAAGAGUUCGAACUUUGAUGUCAAUGCGAUGAGGGAGCAGCAACAUUAGCAUUGGAACAUAGGAGAUUGGACAAGGUUUAGAGCAGUUGAGGCUUAUCACCUUCUGGUGAUACAUUUCUGACCCUCAGUGAGACUUAUCACCUUCUGGUGAUACCGUUUUGAUACUCAGUUAGACGGUUAUCAUCCUCUGGUGAUAUUGCCUACCAUAUGACUUAUCAUCUUCUGGUGAUAUUGCCUACCAUAUGACUUUUAUCAUCUUCUGGUGAUAACUUUACUUUGACUUAGCAGAUUUUGUUUUUGUUUUGAAACUUAAUGUGCUUUAGGUCUUAGUAUACAGGGGCAGUUAUCACUGCUAAAGUUCUCAGUGUGAGGUUACUAUAUUCUUGUGUCUAGUUGCCAUCAUUCUUUGAUGGUCUUAGCAGUAGAUAAGUGGUUGAAAUGGUGUAUAUAUAGGGCCACAUCUCCAUCUUUGUUGUAUUUGUUCAGAUCAUUUCUCAUGUACAAUGAUGCCAAUUACUUUUCGUUUAUGACGUGAAGCAUUUGUUCUCAUCAAAUGCAGUUUGAUUCUCUAA